AUGCCGUUUAACUCAGUUUCCUCUGUCUGCGACUUUAGACUCUCGUCCUUCGCCACGGCGACAGAAAUAUCUGCCGGAGCGAGGUCAACCAGCCCGACAUCCACGUCACUCAGGCGAAGGCCGCAGCACCGCCAGCGACAUUCCCGGUCCAGCUCGUCAGUCGCCGCUUCGUUCCAUACCGGACAAACCCCAGCCGGCGAUUGGCAAGGAGCAGCAACCAGCACAACAAAGUGGCGUUGUCGGGCCGCCAUUCCGCACCAAGCCGCUGGUUCCAGAAACCGAGGUUCAGCUGAGGAUGAGUCGGACAUAGACGGGCUGGCAGAAGAGAGCGCGGUGCUGCGAAUCACGAACCACCACGUGGAUAUGGACCUAUCGGCAGACGACACGGCAUCAGGCGACAGCGUGCGAGCAGUCGCAUGGUCAGACGAUAGCGGGUUACUCGUAGUCGAAGCAGACGACGCGAGCGAGAUUAAAAGCAACGGUAGAGGGGUUGAACGGGCUGUGAACGGCAGUGCCCUAGGGAGAGAAAGCGGAGAGCAGAAAAUAGUGGCGAAGGAAGAGGAGGGGAUGGGCGGAGAGGAGGAGCUAGGGGUGGCGAGUGAGCUUCCUAUACCGAUAUUAUCUUCCGCAGAAGAACCCAAACGGCCAUACGAGUUCAAGAUCCUCAAGGAGGAGCUGAAGUUUUCACGCUACCUGAAUGUCUUCAACCGAGUUGUCGAGCAUCCCCCCCAGCCUCUCCCCAACGGCCAAACCCUCCCAGCCAGCAUGACCCGACCAGCAUCAGAUGAGCACCCGGUCGGCGGCGAUUGUCUGCUAGCGGAGGAGUUCGGGGUGACAGAAGAGAGGCCGAACAGCAGCGGGCACUCGGGCGGGUGGAUAGGAUACGGGCUGGAGCUGGGGCAGGUGCAGGGCGAGCAGGGGGAGCAGCGGGCGGAGCUGUGGCCGCAGCAGGUGGUGGAGUAUGAUGUGGUGGCGGCUACCACCAAGUCGUGCCACUUCGUGUGCGUGCUGCCGUUCCAUUCAAAGACCAAGACGGUUACUCUACUGAAGGAAUACGCGCAGGGAGCAAACGCCCUCGUCUAUACGGUGCCGUGUGGCGGCUACACGGACAACCACACGUCCCUGGAGGACUGCGCUCGCAGAGAGCUGUCUGAAGAGGCGAGGCUGUGUGGAGGGCAGCUCAUCAAGCUCGUGGGGGACGACCAUCCCGGCCUGCUCGAGGUCAAGUGGUGCAAGAACCGAUUCACUCCCUUCCUCGUCAUCGACCCUCAGGACGAUUCCGACCCUCUCCCAAGGGAUUUAGAGGUGACUUUUGAGUCGACUCAAAAGUCACCUAGAGGAGUUCGUAGAGGUGCACCGAGUGCCAAUGAAGGACCUGCGCCCACUCCCCUUUCUCUUGUCUCCUCGCCCCAAUUCCCCACUCUGCAGGACGAUUCCGACCCUCUCCCAAGGGAUCUAGAGGAGUUCAUAGAGGUGCACCGGGUGCCGGUGGGGGAUCUGCAGGGCAUGGCGCUGAGUGGAGACAUGCUGCUGCCCUCUGUCGUCACCUGCACCAUGGCUCUCCAGUAUCUCAAGGACAACGGCUGGCUGUAA
This is a messenger RNA of Closterium sp. Naga37s-1, 1593 nucleotides long. The record is from the annotation of a GenBank genome assembly. NCBI's taxonomy places the organism in Eukaryota, Viridiplantae, Streptophyta, Zygnematophyceae, Desmidiales, Closteriaceae.